Molecule: messenger RNA, 2736 nt
Organism: Sorex fumeus (smoky shrew)
Lineage: Eukaryota; Metazoa; Chordata; Mammalia; Eulipotyphla; Soricidae
Gene: GTF2A1
Product: general transcription factor IIA subunit 1
Exons: 9
Coding region: 15-1145 (376 amino acids)
Biological process (GO): transcription initiation at RNA polymerase II promoter; transcription by RNA polymerase II
Cellular component (GO): transcription factor TFIIA complex
Source: RefSeq, a predicted model, not a curated record
GUUGUGUUGUGGAAAUGGCGAACUCGGCAAAUACAAACACCGUGCCUAAAUUAUACAGAUCUGUGAUUGAAGAUGUCAUUAAUGAUGUGAGAGAUAUAUUUCUGGAUGAUGGAGUUGAUGAGCAAGUUCUGAUGGAACUAAAGACUCUAUGGGAAAAUAAACUAAUGCAGUCUAGAGCAGUGGAUGGAUUUCAUUCAGAAGAACAGCAGCUUUUAUUGCAAGUUCAGCAACAGCAUCAACCCCAACAGCAGCAGCAUCAUCACCACCACCACCAUCAACAAGGUCAACCACAGCAGACUGUACCUCAGCAAGCACAAACACAACAGGUCCUUAUUCCUGCGUCACAGCAAGCUGCUGCACCACAAGUUAUUGUUCCUGAUUCUAAGCUCAUACAGCAUAUGAAUGCAUCAAACAUGAGUGCUGCUGCUACAGCUGCUACGUUGGCACUCCCUGCAGGUGUGACUCCUGUUCAACAAAUAUUAACAAAUUCAGGCCAGCUUCUUCAAGUGGUCAGAGCAGCCAAUGGUGCCCAGUAUAUCUUUCAACCUCAGCAGUCAGUGGUUCUACAACAACAGGUUAUACCACAAAUGCAGCCUGGUGGAGUUCAAGCUCCUGUUAUACAACAGGUACUGGCCCCUCUUCCUGGAGGGAUCUCACCACAGACAGGAGUUAUCAUCCAGCCUCAGCAAAUCUUAUUUACAGGAAAUAAGACUCAGGUUAUACCAACAACGGUGGCAGCACCUACACCAGCACAAGCACAGAUAACUGCAACGGGCCAGCAGCAGCCACAGGCCCAGCCCGCUCAGCAGCAAACUCCAUUAGUGUUACAAGUAGAUGGAACUGGGGAUACAUCGUCUGAAGAAGAUGAAGAUGAGGAAGAAGACUAUGAUGAUGAUGAGGAGGAAGACAAAGAGAAAGAUGGAGCUGAAGAUGGGCAGGUAGAAGAAGAGCCCCUUAAUAGUGAAGAUGAUGUGAGUGAUGAAGAAGGACAAGAGCUGUUUGAUACAGAAAAUGUUGUAGUGUGCCAAUAUGAUAAGAUACACAGAAGUAAAAACAAAUGGAAAUUUCAUCUCAAGGAUGGCAUUAUGAAUCUUAACGGAAGAGAUUAUAUAUUUUCCAAAGCCAUUGGAGAUGCAGAAUGGUGAAGAGUUGCUUCUUUCCUUUUAUAAAUAAAAUGAAAGAAACUUAAAAAAAAAUUAAGUGGACACUUUGAAACUUGGAACAUAUACCAACCAAAAAACUUAAUUUCUGCAUGUCAGAAAAGUGCCGUAGAAGCCAAGCUACUGGAACAAAGAGACUUUGACAACAUAGACACUACUUCUAACUGGCAAGCCAUGGAACUGUAGCACCUGGGAUUGUUGGGGGGUGGGGGGUGUUGGGGUUUUGUGUAGGCAAACCAUAACUGUCAAUUUUAAAUACAGGUACCUGCCACUGAUAAUUAGCAUGUAAAACUUUGUCUUAUAUUCCUUCCUCCAACUUGGGUUCAAUCAGAAGAUACUUGUUGGAAUGAACUGAAGAAACUUCCCUUUUGAUAGAUUGAAGUGAAACUGCUUAUUGUAUGUGGUUAUAUUUGGUAAAAAUUGGGUGUGAGCUUUUUACAAAAGGGUAAGAAUUAUGGUGUUGAAUUUUCAUUCACUUGUAUAAGAGAACAGUUUAGAAUCGCAUAAUAGGUCUUAAAUAUUUUUACUUGCUAUUUUCCCUCAGUAAUAUAUCUAUAUAUAUGUAUACCUCUUCCAUGCUUUAAGAAACACCUAACACCUAUUUAAAAGUUAAAGGAAGUAAUCAAUGAUCACAGUUUGGCGAUAAAUUUUGACCCAGGAAUAGAUAUUUAUUUUAAUUAGGUUUUCAGACUUAUUAAAUAUAAUUUAAAGACGUCUGUCUAGUCUGAAUUGAGUAGAAUUAAAAGGCUAACUUUCCUUGGAGAAAAAUUAUAUAUUUUUUCUUUUAGCCCUGUACCUUACAAAGACACCUCAGAUUGGCUCCUUGGAAUAGAUUUUACUUUACAAAGGUAUAAUCUAGCAGAAAUUACAUGCUUAUGAAUAGAUAGUCAUUUUCUUUUUGGGCUGAAGUAUAUGCUUAUAUAUGUGUUUAGGUUUAAGCUAAACAGACAUUCAUAUAACAUUCUCUACAUUGAUUGGAGCAUAGGGCAGAUGGUGAGGACCUGGAGUUUUAUUAAACAGUUUAGCGAUUGUAAAAGUUUCUUUGUGUUUCUAGUACAGAAUUUAAAGACACACGGAUUCUAAUUAAACAAGUUUUUUAAAUGCAACUUUGUAAUUUGAGGGGGAAAUUUGGGGGUUAGAUGGAGUGGCUCACUAGUACAUAUUUACCUCUCUUAUUUGGUGGCCCUUCCAGGCCACUGAUAAUAUAAACAUGGACUCCAGUUUGCACAUUGGAUAAAAGCAUAGAAAUUUGACUUGUAUAUUAAAAGUAAUAGAAAUUUAAUAUGUAUAUUAAGAAUGCAUAGCUCUGUAUUCUCUAAGGGGCUCUAAAGAACAAUGUGGCACUGCUUGUCUACAGUGUAAACUUAGUUGCCUGAGAGAACUGUAGGAACACUUCUUGUCUUCACCAUUGUGUUCUUACAACUAAUUAUUUUCAUGGUUUAAGUUACUUGUAUAUUGACUUUUUUAAGUCUUCCAUUUUGUCUUUUAUUUGCCUUUAAUGUGUUUCCAGAAGUAGCAAACACUUUAAAGUAUAUUGCAAAGAAAAACUGUGAGCUAUUAUGUAAUUUUUUCUUUU